AUGCAAGAAGGUUAUUCGGGUCAAAAACGAAAAGUGCUGACCUUGUUGUACCUCUCCUUUCCCGCCUCGUUCUCGUUUCGCAUGUCGACGUGCCCUCUGGAUUGACGUCGCUUCCCUCCUUCGCACCUCAUCAAACGCUUGUUCACAACGCACACGCUUGACCAUCACCAGUCUACCGCCGCCAGCAAGAUCCUCCGAUCGGCCAACGCCCCCCGCACCGCCCCGGAUGCCGUCGAGCUCCAGGUCGCGCAGGCGAUCCUCGACCUCGAGAACAACGUCGCCGACUUGAAGGCCGAGUUGCGACCUCUGCAAAUCUCGGCCGCUCGCGAGGUUGAUGUCAAGGGUGGCAAGAAGGCCGUCGUCAUCUUCGUCCCCAUGACCCAGUUGAAGGCCUUCCACAAGGUCCAGGGCCGGUGAGUCUUCUUUCCGGGACCUCAAUCUGACUGCCCGCUGUCUGGCCUGGGGCUGAUCAACUCCCCCCACUCUCUCCAGACUCACCCGUGAGCUCGAAAAGAAGUUCUCGGACCGCCACGUCGUCUUCAUCGGCCAGCGCCGCAUGAUGCGCAAGCCCGCCCGAGGCUCCCGCCAAAAGCAGAUGCGCCCUCGAUCGCGCACCCUGAAGGAAGUCCACGAGCACAUCCUCGAGGACCUCGUCUACCCUACCGAGCUCGUUGGCAAGCGCACCCGACAGAAUGUCGAUGGCUCCAAGUUGAUCAAGGUCUUCCUCGAUGCCAAGGGUACGUUCUGCUCCUCUUGCCGAGGCUGAGAUUGUGUUUCGAGGAUCUUCGUGGCUGACUGGGCCUUCGUCCGCCACACACCAUAGACUCGAACGCUCUGGACUACAAGCUCGACACCUUCUCGUCCGUCUACCGCAAGUUGACCGGCAAGGAGGUUCACUUCUCGUUCCCCGCUGUCGCCUCCGAGGCUUAA
Molecule: messenger RNA, 930 nt
Organism: Microbotryum saponariae
Lineage: Eukaryota; Fungi; Basidiomycota; Microbotryomycetes; Microbotryales; Microbotryaceae
Source: the annotation of a GenBank genome assembly